CGACGCCAUUCGGGGCACAGGCCCUUGCAUUGUUGGUGUCAUUAAGCCCACCACUAUAAUUUCUAUUCUCUCUCUCUUUUCUUUGCGCUCUGUGAUUAAACACACAACACGGAACACAACAGCAUUCUGAAAACAAGAAAAGAAAAUAUGGGGAGCUUGAGAAGAAGCUUGAUCAGCCUGCACCGAGCCCUCAAAUCCAGCAAUUCAAUCUCGCCUACUGAAACCCUUCUCAGGCCUCAAUAUGGGUAUGGUUUGGUUCAGCGUUCUUAUUCCAUCAGCACCACCAGCAAUCUCGAUAUCGACCUCUCGAACCAGGAGAGCAAGAGGCGCUUGUUUAACAGACUAAUAUAUAGGAGCAAGCAGAGAGGGUUCUUGGAGCUGGAUUUGGUUCUGGGCAAAUGGGUGGAGGAGCAUAUCCAUUCCAUGGAUGAAAAUGGAAUUAAAUCUCUUGUGGACGUCCUUGACCUGGAAAACCCAGAUCUGUGGAAGUGGUUAAGUGGCCAGGAGCAACCCCCUGAGGCACUCAAGACUAAUCCUGUUUUUACUGCUUUGCGCAACAAGGUCUCGAGCAACCUGAACAGCUACGCUGCUCCAGAGACACGGGCAACACCUGGGCAGCCAUGGGUUAGAGGAUGGGAUGAUAUAAAGAAAGGCCAGGGCGGCCCUAUAACCGGGAACCAGUAGUUCUGCCGUCACCUUUUCAAGCUAAAUUCCAAAUAGUGCGUUCAUUUGUAAUGAGUUUGCAACGAAAAAUGUAAAAGUUUUAAUGCCUAGUCUUAAUUUAAAUAACAUUGGCAAUACAAUAAAAUAUGCCCCAUGGUUCUCAUUUUAGAUUGUAAAAUAGCAUAUAGUUCAUACACUUGAUCUGA
Messenger RNA from Prunus avium (sweet cherry), 869 nucleotides. Lineage: Eukaryota; Viridiplantae; Streptophyta; Magnoliopsida; Rosales; Rosaceae. The record is from RefSeq and is a predicted model, not a curated record.